AUGAAACUGUUCUUGCUAACUCUUUCCGUGGUCUUGGCCUUGGUCGCCGCCUCCCCAACUGGGCUCAACCGCACCAGCCACCUGCCCCAGGUGACUUUCUCCGAGGGUCCCGAGGGUCGCAUUGUCAAUGGCUACACAGCCGACGAGGGCAAGGCUCCCUACAUUGUGGGUCUGUUCCUCCGAAACGAUGGAAGCAACAGUGGUGCUGUUGGAGCUGGCACAAUCAUUGCCAACAACUGGAUCCUGACCGCCGCCCAUUGCCUGACCACCGACUACGUGGAAAUCAACUACGGUUCCAACAAGGCCUGGAACGGAGCAUUGAAGCAAAUCGUCCGUCGAGAGAACUUCAUCAGCUAUCCCGACUUUGGCUCCCGGGCCGGCACUGACAUCGGUCUGAUUCGCACUGAUCCCGUUACCUUCACUGAUCUGAUCAACAAGGUCGCCCUGCCCAGCAUGAGCGAGCAGAGCGAUCGUUUCCAGGACACUUGGGUCUUGGUCUGCGGAUGGGGCGGUAUGGACAACGGAAACCUGGCCGAAUUGCUGCAGUGCAUGGACGUCCAGAUCAUCAGCAACAGCGAGUGCGAGCAGUCCUACGGCUCGGUGGCCAGCACUGACUUGUGCACCCGCCCCGUCGGUGGCAGAUCCACCUGUGGAGGCGACUCCGGUGGUCCCAUGGUUACCCAGGACAAUCCCCGCCUCGUGGGAGUGAUCACCUUCGGCUCUGGUGACUGCCACAGCGGUCCCUCUGGAGGAACCCGCGUCUCCGACUAUCUGGGAUGGAUUCGCGACAACACUGGCAUUUCCUACUAA
Drosophila takahashii is the source of this 810-nucleotide messenger RNA. Its product is annotated as serine protease 1-like. Gene Ontology annotation, biological process: proteolysis. Gene Ontology annotation, molecular function: serine-type endopeptidase activity. NCBI's taxonomy places the organism in Eukaryota, Metazoa, Arthropoda, Insecta, Diptera, Drosophilidae. The record is from RefSeq and is a predicted model, not a curated record.